Molecule: messenger RNA, 1662 nt
Organism: Drosophila obscura
Lineage: Eukaryota; Metazoa; Arthropoda; Insecta; Diptera; Drosophilidae
Product: caltractin
Exons: 2
Coding region: 411-986 (191 amino acids)
Biological process (GO): centriole replication; mitotic cell cycle
Cellular component (GO): centriole; centrosome
Molecular function (GO): calcium ion binding
Source: RefSeq, a predicted model, not a curated record
CGUGCGCAUGAACGAAGCAACCUGUGAACCUUUUGCUGGUAAACAAAAUAGUUGGAAAAUUGCUGAGAAAAGUGUGGAAAAGCAACACGAACGCAUUCGCUUUUAUUGUUGCUAUUAGCCGCACGAAAACAAUUUGCAUUGUAGCCAGGACAACAACAACGGACAGCUGCAGUGCCGGAAACAACGACAACAACAACAACAGGAGAUAGAUAGGAGCUGCAGCUGCUGUGGAGGUUAUUUAUAGCAACCAAACAGCCUGCUGCCUGCCACCCCCCGACACUUAAGGAGGAGUGGGUGUGGGUGCCCCGUGUGCCUCUCUGCCUCUGUAAUUGGCCGCAAAGUCCAAGGAUACGUGUGAUAUUAUAUCCUUCUCCAGUCAAAGUCAAGUUAUUCGAGAAUCACUUGCGGAAAUGGAGUCGUCGGCAGCUGUGGCAAAUAUCGUGAAUCCCCCCACGGCAGUGGGCACCGCUGCUACGACAGCGGCCGCCACCAAGCGGAACAAUCAGCAGGGACGAAAGAAAUCGGGCCCCAAAUUCGAGCUAUCCGACGCACAAAAGUCGGACAUUAAGGAGGCCUUCGAUUUGUUCGACAACGAAUGCACCGGCUACAUCGAAGUCAAAGAACUGAAGGUGGCCAUCAGGGCCCUGGGUUUCGAGCCAAAAAAAGAGGAAAUCAAACGAAUGAUUGCGGAAAUCGAUAAGGAUGGGAGUGGCCGGAUUGCAUUCAAUGAUUUCUUGCAUCUAAUGACCAUGAAAAUGGCCGAAAAGGAUACAAAAGAGGAGAUACUGAAGGCCUUUCGGCUGUUCGAUGACGAUGAGACAGGGAAAAUAUCGUUUAAGAAUCUGAAACGUGUGGCCCGCGAGCUGGGGGAGACCCUCACCGACGAAGAGCUGCGCGAGAUGAUCGAUGAGGCGGAUCUGGACAACGAUGGAGAGGUCAAUCAGGAAGAGUUUCUGCGGAUUAUGAAAAAGACCAGCCUGUAUUAGAGAGGACAGUCCUUUCGUUUUACUUUUAAGAUUUGCAUUCCGUUUAGUAAGUUUUAAGUUUCUGUGGCUAAGCUUUUGAUGUGUUCAAUAUCCAAUCCAUUCAUUGCCUCGUGUCUGUCUCUGUUUCUCGCUCUCCUCUGGAGGUUGCUUUAAAUGUAAGUUCAAGCUGUGUUCCAUUAUAGUGUCCCACUGACAAUUUACAACCACACAAACAUUCAAUUAGCAGGCUAAGAUAAAAACUAUGAACAAACCUCCGCGCACUGGCUGUAUUUUUGCACAACAAAACACAAAUGCAAAAUAAUCUCAAGAAUGUUGGAAUAAAAUCAAAAACCCAAAAACCAUAGUAACUAUUUGUUGUUUACAGAUGCAAUAUGCAAUAAAUGUUGUUGAAUUACAUGUUACAUCGAGAUGCUGUUGCCUUUUGGUGUUUCAAUUUGGACAAAAACAAAAACUAGGGAAAAAGGGGCUUUGUAAGUUAAUUGUAAUUGUUCUUCUUUAAACUCUAUGAAACACAUGCAAAAUUGAGUCUAAAAAUAUUUAAAACCGAGCUUAAGAGCUCUGACUGAUCAAAGAAUCCAUCUACGAUUCAUUUCCAAUUGGAGUCUAAGAGAAAGUCUUUAAAAAACAGAUAAAACAGAUGAUAAAAUAUAUUUUAAUGAGUGUUGAAGGCCCAUGA